Messenger RNA from Porites lobata, 38528 nucleotides. NCBI's taxonomy places the organism in Eukaryota, Metazoa, Cnidaria, Anthozoa, Scleractinia, Poritidae. The record is from the annotation of a GenBank genome assembly.
GAUGUGCAAAUUUGGCCCGACAAUUGUGUUUUGUACAAUCAAAGUUACGCAUCGAUUUGCUCAUUUUCCUGCCCCACUGGAAAACAAAUUAGUGGUCCUUCAUCUGCUCUGUGCGGAAUAAGAGGAGACUGGAACGAGGACGUGAACGAAGUCAGCUGUAAUGGUUCGUAUAACUCUAACUUUUGUUUCUUACUUCUUUUUACCCUUAGAAAGUUAUAUGUUUUUCUCUUAAUAUUCCAAGCAGCGUUAAAAAAAUAAUGGUGAGGAUGCAGUACGAGAAUUAAGAGCGAAUGCACAGAAAAAUCCAGCAAAAUCGGAAAAUCGUGGCCACAGCUCAAAACCUAACUUACCUUCACUUUCAGUCAGGGUAAUAAGGUUUUAAUGAGUUUAUAACUCUGCAGAGCUUUAAAUUUCAAAAUACCGCCGUUUGAGAAUUAAUUGAGAUUUUCGAUUUCAACGGUCAGCUGGCCUAAAAGUAGCCGCCGAACACGGAAAAAUUAUGACGUUCCAUUUCCGCCAAAAUUCAAUGUUCCAUUUUACAUUAAACUUUGCACAACCUAUCUUACAUUCUGUGUUUGUCAUUUGAGUUUGCACUCGCGAUUCAAUUUUUUUGGCAUUUAUCAUUCAACUUCGAUUUAUGCAUUUAAGUUUCACUUUCGACAUUAAACUUUUUCAUAAGCAACAAUCAAGUUUUCGAAUUCGACCUUCAAGUUCAGUGGAAUGUACAUUCAUUUUUUCGCAUCCAGCAUUUAGCAUUUGUCCUUUAAGUUUUCGCUUCCGACAUCCGACUUUGGGCAUUGUACUUGCAAGUUUUCGCAUUCGACAUACAACUUUUCGAAUUGAGCUUUUAGCUACUGGUCAGCGACCGAUGGAGAUCGUGGGCUCAAUUGACUUACCCAUUCCCGCUCAAAUUGUGGUCGAGAGACUUCCCAGUAGAGUGGACUCGGGAGACCUUCUCCACUCACGAUAAACUGGACAUCGACAGACGUGUUCACGACCGUGUGAUAAAAGCCGCCGUCGACAAGAUGAUGCUGCACCAGCUAGUUAAAGCGAAGUGAGAGCCACUCUCUUGAGGGUAGCUGACCGUCUGUCUUCUAUGGAAGAAACAGUAUCUCCAAGUAAGUAUCGGGCAACCUUUGUCAAGUAUGAAGAAGUUAUGUGUUCAAUAAAGUUCGUGUUCGCCCCUACACAAGCAUACACGUACGCAUAAUGGCUCAGUCAAUUUCAAGCGUGUCCAUCCCCCGGGGCAUUUGUCAUCUCGUCGGUCCCGGCGGUGGGGAUUUGUCAGAAAUUAAAUCCUCUGCCCUAGGGUGGGGCAUUUGUCAAUUCUUCUAGAAGAGGUUAACGUCGUUCCUUUUUCAACACUUCACUUAAAAAUAUUAACAUUCAGAUACCUAUAGAUAUUUCUAUAAAUAAUAUUUUUAAUACUUAUGCUUUAAAAAGAUAUAUGUGGUUUUCACUCCAUAACUUCCAUACCCCACAGUAUGUUUUACAUCUGUCCCGCCAUCGUGAUCAGUUGGCAUAUGGAUGAAAACAUUCUAUGUAUAUAUCGUUUGAAGAGUUUAAAGGAAAGACAAUUUCUUUGUGCCGUGAAUGUUUGAGGUAGAAAGGCCUAGAAAAACUCUGCGAGAUACAUAAAAGUUAAUAUAAACUUUGUGUAUUGUACGAUCAAUACAAGAACGCGCUUACAGCGGCAUUCACGUCUCGCCUGUUUGGAAUUUAGAUCGAGAAAUGAGGAGGCGAUUAAUUCUACAAGAAACAUGAUUUACUCGCUAAAGGUUUUUACUUCCUACUUUAUCGACGUCGAUACUUUUUAUUUGUUUCUGAAUUGAUUUAGUACGCGUGUUAGCGACCACCAGGGCCUCGAUUCCAGAGAAAUUACAUCAUUGCCAGAUAUCGAAAAAGUUAUUUACAUGGCACGUCAUUUCAAUCAUUGCCGAAAAUAAAUCGCAUGCUCAUCACAAGACUCAUUUUGCAUAACAGACGAAUCAGCCUCAGACUAAUUUUGCUCCAUAAUUCGUCUUAGCACCGAAUUUAUACUAGGGAGUAACUAUCCGUCUGAGACGGUUAAUCCGUCUAGACGGAUAAUUCGUCUCUAGUAUAAAUUCGGCCAAUACGCUGACGAAAUGGUUCCAUCAUGAUGAGAAAAUACCCAUCUUAAGCUCGUCGGUUGUUUGUUUAUCAUUCACUAUAUUAAACAUCUUCGAAAAUAAUUGAGGUCUUGUUAAAAUUCUAGUUUCUAGUUUUGUCUUUAAUAUUUAAGAGGCAGUCUCAAGCGUUCCACUCGAUUUCGGACUCGAAAAAACUUUUGCCUCAUAAUUUUACCGUCAACACUACUAUCCAUCCUAAUAACCAAAUUGCAGUUAUAAUUAGAAUGAGGAAAUUGUUUAUUUUACUGCCAUUCCCAGCAUUUCAUUGCUGGACGGCCGUUAGCGGCUAAAAUAUGCAAAUGUUAGUCUCUUUUAUACAGGUUUUUUAACGAUCGUUCUAAAGUUCUUCGUCCUAGACUGUUUGCACUCAUUUGGAAGCAUAUUACUUCUUCUUACUGUUCCAAUACCAUUUAGGCAUUAUCUUUCUGUGGUCAGCAAGAACUGGUCGUUUUUAUUUCACUAAUCCAAUUAAGAAAGCAAAAUGCACGAAUCAAUGCCUCAAAAUCAUCAGAAAAUUCUUAAAUGUGCCAACUAAACUAGACCUAAAAACAUGUUUUAGUUAGAAAUUAAUGGCUAUUUUGUCAAGUUAUGCAAUAAAGCUUGUGGCACAACGCGAUUCAGAAUUGAAGGCUUCAACUCAAAUUUAGGCAAAUGUUCAUUUUGCGUUGCGUGACAGUAGCGACUGCUGUCACAGCAAAAUCCUUAGUUAUUCAAAUACUUGCCACUAUUAAGUAAGAUAUACCUCAUUUUCCCAUUAAAACGAUUUUAGAAUUCCCUUUUUCCCUUUGCCAAUGAUAUAUAUUGUUCAAAAAUUAGUUCAGCGAGUAAAAGAUACUUUUCCUAGCUUCAUUUAACUGUUCCCACAGCCCCGAACAUUCGUUUUUAGUCUGUUACGUCAAGACGGAAAAUACCUUUCCAGAACCAAACCUCUUCUAGUUUAAAAUGUGGUCCAGUCUGAAAAAGCUGCAUUGACCAGAAGUUACUCUGAUCCAUCACAUUAAUAUAUAGAUUUAGCCAGGGCUAAAAGCGAAGCUCCCAUUAAUAAAUUUAUAUUUUAAAUCAAACAAUAAACUUGUAAUCCACAAAUCAGUUAACUUAAGGGCACAUUCAUGCGACUUUUGAGGGAAAGGAUAAGUUAUUUUAGAGUGAAACAUCUUACAUCGAGUUGAUAGCCUAAAUAUAUGUACACCCAAAAAAUAGCAAACACCUUCUAUCACAUUCAAGAGCCAUAAUGGCUCUUGAUCACAGUAGAUUAGGCCUCGAAAACAAAUUCUUGGAAAACAAAUCAGGCCGCAUUGUUUUGCGUUCGACAGGUUUACUUUACAAAUCCUUGCCAACAAAUCUGAGGGUGUGUAAACCAACCUUUUAUACUUUUUAUACAUCACAUCUGAGGUGAAACAGUACUUUUUAUCAUACAGACCUCGGACAGAAUACGGCAUUUCACAAUUUUUCAAUGUCCAGGACGAUCAAUCGUGGGCUUUUAGCGAAACCGUUCAAAAAAUUUCCAAAAUCACCCAUACGGCCAGCCGGUUCUCAUUUUUAGUGCGACCUGUCAGUGUGGUCGAGUGUUUGAAUGAACUUUAAUGGAGAUACGCUUCAACAUAAUAACGAAUUUAUUAUCAUCACUUUUUGUUAUUUAAUGGUUCCAGUUAUAACGAUGUGUAAAGUUAUAAAGCGUUUGAUACGCGCGACAUUUCUAAGUACUCCUGCAAGCGAUGUUCAUGAACUAUGAAAACAAACACCACGGACAAGCGAUUAAAAUUGCAAGAGAGACUACUAACAAUCAAUAAAAGAAAUAUAAUUCAAUAAAACAUUUACAGAGACAACAAUUUUCAUUCACGAAGACAAGUAUUAAAGUGUCUCUAAAAAUCCUGAGUCUUUAAGCUUAAAGCUUAAGCUUAAGUUUAUUUUGUUUUACUUUCAGCCGGCCUCCCGGUGUUUGUUUUGUUUUUCCAAGAUGAACUCCUCGAAGCAAGAAAAUCACUCAAAGUUUUCUUUCUACAGCUAAAUUUGUAACUAAAUAUUCUUCGGAACGUUUUUUUUUCUAUUUGUCGUUAAAAAAAAAAUCUGAAGGCCUUUUAAAGUUCUGUAAGCUUAUAUAAAACCUAAUACUAGAUCAGAUCAUUGACUCAAAUCUUAACAAACGUGCAAAAACUUGCCGCAUAAACUGUGCUCGACUUCAUGAAAUUAGAUAUAACAAAAACAAACAUCAAAUACAAUAAUUACUCAGGCUUACCAUUCGAGAUUCAGUUCCUGAAAGAUAUCAAGGAAGGCCAUAGUUGCUUGAGACUUUUAAACCCUCUUACGCAUUGAGCAAGGUGAAAGACGGAAACAAUGCCAUCCGAAAUCGGAUUACCCAAUUUUGACAAGCGACGCAUUUCUCAGCCAAAAACCCAAUAAACAAACCAGCCAUGGAUAACAGAAGACUCUUGAUAGCAGAUGUAUUUCAUUUUGUACAUCCAGUGGGAAAAGACAGUUAAAAACAUCACAAGUUGACACAAAACUCUAUCAGCUUUACCUGUCAAAGUAAACAACUUUCAAGAUGCUGCAUAAAUUUUCCGCAUGAACUCACCUGUCAAAUUUUGACCAAUCAGAGUACAAAAAUUGGACGUAGAGCGUGACCAACGCGUGACCAUGGUAAGAAAAGGUCUUCCCCGCCUUUAUUUUUAAAAAAGUGGUUGAAUUUUCGCGUCCGAGGUCAGUUUGAAAUCAAAAUCUUGACAGUGCGGGGCCAUAGUGACAUAAACACAACAUAUUUCAUAUGAAUCGUUGGAAAAAAUAGACUUGAGCCUGCGAUCAUUUAAAACUGGUAAUUUGUCAGCGGAUAACUUCAAAAAAGUACUCGAAUUCGAUGGGUCGACACUUGAGCCCGCGGUACGGUCAGGUGACACUGGUCAGCGGAUAUCCUGUUUUGACGGCUGUCAAUUGAGCACAACAUUGAUGUGCAAUUAGUUUUCUACUGGGCUCCCAAACUAGCUAGAAAGUGCGAGAGAAAACAUUGGUUUCCCUGUGGUGCGGACGGACGGUCGGGCGUACGGUCACGUGAUUACCAAAUUUUCUUGGAUGGGUAGAUUACCACAUUUCCUUUGCUAUGGAGCUCCGUCCACUCGCGCGCUUCGCGCGCGGGUGGAGCUCCGCUAUAAAAUCAAACGUUAGAAGAAAAGUAAAUUUCCCACUGCUUAAUUAAAUAUGCGUGAACAGGCCAGAAAAGGUUUUACUUGUACUUGGCCCCAUGUAAGGGAAUCCGGAUUCCGGAAUCUGGAAAAUUUUGCUUAUGGAAUCCGGAAUCCAGGGCUUUGGAAUCCAGAAUAGAGGUUAAGUACCCCACUAAGGAAGGGAAUCUAGAAUCCAAGUUCCACUGGAAAAGACUGGAAUCCAACACCCGGAAUUGAGAAUCGAUGGAAUGGCAUCCAGAAUCCAAGACUGUCUUGUAUUCGCUAAAAUGGGGCGAUAGUACUGGACUGUGAACGGCGAAUUACUAUUUUUCUUUUAUUUACCUUCAACCUAUCAAGAGCCCACAUUUGAAGACCUUUGUUAAUGAAAUUUCAAUUAGAAGGUUUCUUCCUUUUACUGACUGUUUCUUCCUAUCAGGAGUGGUCAGCUUUAGUUUUCACGCACCAAGAGACAGUCCGGAGUCCAAGGCUACUUUUGUGUCGCAGCCAGUUAAUAAAGAAGACGUUGGCACAAGCAAAUAAUAAAGUUUCAAAAUUAAUUUCGAAUCGUGCAACUUCAAUGAAAGUAAGAAAAUAAAGAGUGGAAGUUCACGCGGUUUCUCCCAACUUAUAAAAGUACACGGAUGUCAGGACACCAUUACUUCUCACCAUAAAACCUGUCAUCCAUCGAAGUCUGAACUAAGUGAAACAGGGCCAAUGCUCUCAAAAUAUGGUAAUCACUGACCUUACGAAAAAUCAAGUGGAACAGAUGGUAAUCUGCUUCCCCAUACAAAAGUAACGCGGGUGCUCGUCGUUUGCAGACUUUGGCCUCACUUCGGUUGUUUGGGACGAAAAGUAACUAAAUAUGCUCAUUCAGGUAUCGCUUAGGGCUGUGAAUAAAGAAAUUUGCAAGAAAAAAAAAAGCCAUGAUGCUGACCUAACAGAAAUCUCCUUUAGCGGUCAGUUUAAGCUUGAGCCACACCGACACUGGCCUCCUUUAUGGGUUUAAUUUUAAUUCCGACGAGCAGCCCCUUCGCUAUUAUAUGAGAGUCCUCCCGCGGAUUACCCACAAAUAUCGGCAUAUAAACUCGGACGAUUUUGGCGGCCACCUUGUUCUUCGCAUAGAGGACCAAGAAAGGAAUAUUAGUAACAAGGACGUCACAGGCAUGUAAUUGGCUUGCGAAAAUCGUAUACCAUCUAUUUUAAAGUGUGGGAUCACCUACGGUAUAAAAUCUUAAAAUCAUUUCUAAUAUCCUUAUCACUAGUUCCUUUAUCUGAGAUAAGAUAACGACAAAAGGGCCAAUGGGUAUUGUCAUAAUCGUAAUUUCAAGUUCAGACAAUGAUAAACUCAGAAGUCCACUCACUUUUAUUUAGAAAUAUGCGGGAAGUGAAGAUCCAAACAUAAUGAAGUGAUGGAGAAAAAGUAGAAAGUGGCUUUAAGUAAUAUCCUGAUGUUAAUCACUGUUGCACUACGGCAUAAAGUUACACAGUCAGCUAAUGCACUUGCACAUUUGAUAUCAUUUAUGAGCUGACGGAUUUGAAUAUUGGCACAAGAUACACGAGUGAAACGGAAAGUGAUAAGUGCAUCAUUUGCUAUCUAAACCUUGUGGAGUCAAAGUUAAAUUGCAAGUCAAAAUCGUGAUUACUUACUCUUAGGCAUAUUACUGACAUUACUCAAUUGUUUGGUACCACGGAGAAUUCACCGACAGAAUUUUCUAUUGAAGCGCAACGUGCACAAAAACCUCUGAAUUGAAGUCUGAAUCCGGCAUUGUCGAAGGUUUCCCCAGCAUGAACAUUUCUCCAGGUCGAGACCCCUCACUCUUUCCACGUCUUUUCUCGUCUUACGUCUUGUUAGCGGUUAUUACCCUGUUCUUACAGACGCUUGCAUUCUACCACGUUAAUGAUGUAAAAAUACAUACAUCUGAACAAGAGCUGUGAUCUAGGAUCACAUUUUUUAAAAUCGGCCUUUGGACCCUCCGUGUGGAUCCAAAUUUAUAUUGAUAUCGAUUUUACUAAAUUAGGCGCCACCGCGUUUAUCAUUUCGUUUUUGCGCCUCUGGUGCGGCGCUCAUUCGAUACACCAGCCUACCACGGACAAUGUUGAACGUUGUCGAGCCAUUAAGAGAGGGUCUUGUUGCGUCUUAUGUCUGCAUGUUGAAAUGCUGUGACAAAGAAUAUAAAGAGUCAAAUACUCAGUAUUUAUGCUUAAAUGAUUGAUAUACCCUGCAUGUGUGACAGAAAUUCACGAAUCUUAUGAAAAAAAAAAAAAAACGAAAAGAAACAACAAAACAAAAAACGAGCGAGAUUGCAUGCGAGGAAACUAAGGCCUGGUACAAAUUUCCCUAAAAUAGUCAAAUAUAAAUCCCCUAGUCGUUCAAAGCUUAGCAACUUGAGCCUUAGCCUUAGAGAGAGCGUGAAAAUUUACAGUUGAAAUUUGCCUUCUUUCUUUGAUUGUUUUUUAACUGUGGAUGAACAUUUGGAGAAUCCAACAACAAUAAAUCUUUCCAGAUUUGGUGAAUUUCACAAACAAAGCCGUUAGUAUCUACCUUGCGCUUGUGAUCUUCAAUUUCAUCCGCGCAAAUUCGGCAAAGUGAUGCGAGAUGUUGGACGUGAAUAUCCAUAAGACUAAAAAAGUUGUUUUGGCCUUGAAAAGAAAAAAGGCAAAGGCUCGUACUAAUGCGAAAGAAAGUAAUAACACGGCUCUGUGAGAAACUCGGGAGAGGAAAACGUACGUGUUUUGGACCUCGGAAUUCAAAAAUUGUCUACCAAAAUUCUAGGUUGUCUACCAUCCCCAACAUUUAACAUGAUAAAAGUUAAUCGGUAUGACAAUCGAGGAAAAAUAUCUAGAACUUCGUAAAAAAUCUGUGAAUCGAAAAAAUAAUAGAUACUUGUUCACCUACCUUAAAAAACCGACCAAAAUCUCGCCUAUACAUCGCGUUGUUUAAAAGAAGAAAUAAACCACAGAAUGUGCUGAAUAUUUCACGAGACACUUCGAAUAUGGCUCCCGAUACGCUGUCCACUUAAAAUUGUGUACGCCUCAUGAAAAGUGUUAAGAAUAUGCCUGAGAGCCUCGAAACGAUGACUGAUUCUGUCCGACUCCGUCCGCUGUUGCGAAAAUUUUUGAUCACUGGGGUGAUGUUUUGAUUUGUGUUUUGAGUAAACACAAGCGCGCCUUCUCAUUGGUUGAAAAGUGUCGCGUGACCAGUUGGCCCUGUCGUUAAAUUUAGGGAUAUUCCGGACUGAUAUAUUAUAGUGUAAAGGUGAAUGUGUGAAGGAUCUUCUCUCUGCAAAAUGUAAAUACUUCCACCAGUCACUAGACAGGGGAAACAUGGUUUUCGUUAAUGUUAUCUGCAAAACAAAAAUGUUCGUUUAGAAUGCGACUGAAGUAUGUCGAAUGGCUUCUUCCAGGCGUUCAGACUGUGAGGGCGACCCUCAGAUAGAUGCGACUAGGAAAGAGGGCGAGGGGUGGGGUAGAGAUUAAUGCGUAUUUUUCCCGACCCACUCUACUACCAAGAAAGCCAACUACUGGGAGUCGAACAAAGGACGGCCGGCCGAGACUAUUAAUAUGAAGCUCAGUGGAGAAGUAAACUUAUUCUUCUGUAAGCUUAAGCUUUUUCCGAUCCGUUUUCCUGUUGAUAAAGUAAAAAAAAAAAGAACAGAAAAAUUGUCAUUUGUAGGAUCAUGAAUAAUUUUUUUUCUAUCACAGCGGCCAGUGUCAGGCAAUGCAAAUUCAGAAUCAGUAUGCAAAUUUAAGUCGAAUCCUUCAAUUCUGUAUCGCGUUGUGCCACAAGUUUUAUUACAUAACCUGACAAAAUAGCUCUUAAUCUUUAAAUAAAACAUGUUUUAAGGUCUAGUUUAGGUGCCACACUUGAGAAUGUUUGAUGUUUUUGAGGCAUUUAUUCGUUCAUUUUUGCUUUCUUAAUUGGGUUAGUGAAAUAAAGACGACCAGUUUUUGCUGAUCACAGAAAGAUAAAGCCUAAAUGGUAUUGGAACAGUAAGAAGAAGUAAUAUGCUUCCAAAUGAGUGCAAACAGUCUAGGAUUUGAUGACCCGAAGUACUUUUAAACGAUCGUUAAUUAAAAAACCUGUGAAACAGCAUCUAAAAUUUGCAUAUUUUAGCCGCUAACGGUCGUCCAGCAAUGAAAUGCUGACAAUGGCAGUAAAAUAAACAAUUUCCUCAUUCUAACUGCAAUUUCGUCAUUAGGAUGGAUAGUAGUUUUAACGAUAAAAAUAUUAGGCAAACUUUUUUUCGAGUCCGAAAUUGAGUGCCGGAACGCUUUUAGGGAGACUGCCUCUAAAAGCAGAUCAGUGUGAUCCUUUUUGCAAUAAAUAUAACUAGAAAUAUGUGUAUCGCAGAAACUCGCGAAGCUCGCGGGGUUGGGGAGGCCCAUAAAAUGUCGGGGAUGGAAGGGGAGAGAAAAUCGGAGUAAAUUGUGUAGCUUGGGAGGGCGGGUUUCAACACUGGCUCUAAUACUGGAAUGUGAGAUGUACUUAAUUUCCUUUUGGUUGGAGUAAAUUUGAACCCGGUGCUCUGUCGUUAAAAAGGAUGUUCUGGGAUUUAAAUGGAGUUGGUGUUGUUAAGGAAGGGUAGCCGAUGUUUCAUAGGUCUCGUGUUCACCUCAUUUGACUCUCCUACAUGUGUAAUGAAUAGUCAAAAGAGAAUGAGUGUGAUAGUGAAUAACUCUACGAAAGAGAGGUGAAUAUGCAGCUUACCCAUGCCAUCUUUAAUAAUAAGUGCGGAAGUGGAAUUGACUGAGCCAUAAAUAGCGCCAGCUUGAUUUUGGUCACUUCACGCGCGCUGUGUACUGGACGGCAUUGAUCGUAGAAUGAAAUAUUUUCGAAAGCUUUUGCUUGCAAUGCUCUUAUCGUUGUGUAUUUUACUCUUUUCUUUAUUUUUUGAGAAGGAAUGAGUUUUGAUUUGUUGCCCACCUGAAAUCAAAAAUCGGUCUGCAUAAAACCCUACAGGCGGCCCAAGCUCUAGCCUCCCACGCAGACGUUUCAACUUUCGACUUUCAACUUUAUUCAUUCAAUCUCAAUUUACAAUUUCACGAUAGCUUCCACCCGCGUAUAGGAGAGCCUAAUCGAGGCGGGGGAAGAGAAACAAAUUUAAAGAGAGGAAAGGAAAAAAAGAAAUAUUUUACAAACAGUACCAGCUGUCGUGAAAUAAAAUUAUAGUAUGUAUUAAGCUAAUUUAAUUACAAUAUGAUUUACACAGAGAGUAUAAGUUUGGUCGUGUUCCUGAGCUUGAUAAAUUUAAGUUGAUGCAUGAUUUCAGUGAUUUCAAGAUAGUCCUCAGAUUUAGAUAAAAUUUCAAAGAGCUCAUUCCUUAUCUUUUUCCGAAAGGUAGAUUUUGGUAAGUUUCUCAUAUCUGAGGGUAAAGAAUUCCAGAUUUUUGGUCCAGCUCUUAGAAAAAAACUACGCAUUUUUUCAAGCCUUGAGUGUUCGAUAAAUUAAUCAUCAUUGAUAGAAGAUCGGGUAGGAUAUGAGUGCACCUCAGAAAUCCUAGUAAAGGCUCGCUUGAUAUUUUCAGGUGCAGAAUUGUUAGCAACGUCCCACAUGAUACUACAAAGACAAUCAAAGUAAAUAAAAUAUAGGGGAAAUACUUUCGAAUUUAAGAAAAAGGGUACAGCAUGUUGCUUAUAAUCCGUAAAGUAAAUCAGGCGUAGGGCUCGUUUUUGAAUUAAGAGUAUCUUAUUUAAAUAAGUUUAAGGUGCAGAGCCCCAAGCACCGAUGCCAUAAUAAAGAUAGGGGUUGAUAAGGGCUUGAUAGAUAUUUAAGAGGGGACGUAAUGGAAUAUUAUGUCUAAGUUUUGCUAGAAUUCCCACGGUUCUACUUAUCUUUAAACAGAUUAGAUUAAUAUGGUUUUUCCAGGAAAGUUCAUAAUCAAUCAGAACACCAAGGAGUUUGACAAAAUCUUUCUUUUCUGAGGUACUCAAUGCAUCUAUAGCUGGAUCAUAAGCUUUGAUGGAGGGAUUAUUUGUUAAACAUUUUUACCGAGGACGGAAAAGCACGUAAUUAGAUUUUUUGAAAUUAAGGGCUAGCUUAUUGGCUAAAAGCCAGUCACUGACAUUACUUAGUUCAGAAUUAACUAUCUGUUCAAGAUUAUGGAGGUUCUUGUUUACAUAAAUAAUGCUUGUAUCAUCAGCAAAUAAAUAAAACGAAAGAUGCUUUAAAGAAUUUGCAAUGUCAUUCACAUACAAUAAGAAUAAAAGUGGGCCCAGCACAGAGCCCUGUGGAACACCAUACAAAGUUGUUUCACUAUUCAUGUUACUCUGAAUUGUAUUAACAAUCUCCAGAAUUACAUGUUGAGUAUUAUGACCACCACUGAAGCCUUAUUGGGAGUUAAUCAAUAUAUUGUGCUUAAUAAUAAAUUUACUGAGUCUUUGAUACAUUAGUUUUUCAAAUAUUCUAUUGAAUAUAGACAAAAGAGAAAUAGGCCUGUAAUUGCUGGCACAGGACUCAUCAUCAUCUUUAUAAACUGUCACAAUCUUGGCAAGUUUUAGUUUGCUGGGGUGUUUACCUAGGAUAACAGAUAAAUUGUAAAUGUUAGCAAGUGGCUGACUAAUAAUGUGUUUGCAGCCUUUUAGGAUUUUGACAGGACAAGAGAACAUGCCAUAAGACUUGUAGAGGGGCAAGGCCUGAAUUUGGGCACUGAUAUCAGUGGGAAUAAUGGGUUCAAAGUUAAAAGAGUUUGGCAAACGGUUGUUAGUGAGAUGCUCGUUAAGGACGUUAAGGGGAUAUUAAGGGGAUUCGUCACGUUCGUCAAGCAUUCCUUCCGAAUCCCCAUUAGGACGUCUGCGUGGGAGGCUACCCAAGAUCUCGUGUGUAAGUGAUUUCAGAAAAAAAUAUCCAGCACUGAAAAAAAAAAUCUCUUCUGGCGUGUAAUGCUGGAGAAAAAUAUGUUACACCGUUAUAUGCCAGGGAAAUAUAUUCUCCACAGGUUUAGGAAAAAAAAAUUUUCUCAGAGUAAAUCACCCAUACCUCCCCUCAAAAGUCAAAUGGUCGACCCCUAAUCAUUAACGUGGGCGGUCUCAAAUUACACAAUCUUUUGAAUGGCCUUGAACUUCAAGGAUUUGAAUGGGAAUUUGGGUUAAAUAUUUAAGAGAUUUUUCAUGAAAUACACCUUUCCACUAAAGAAGACAGUCGGUUGAACAGCACACACCUCCCUCGAAGACUGUGCAGCGGCAUCCUGGCGACCUGCCAUGUUCUAUAUGUUGUCGACGUCUAGUUUGUCGGGAGUGGAGAAGGUCUCCCCAGUCCACUCCACUGGGAAGUCUUUCGACCGACUCUCGACCACAAUUUGCUCGGGGGUGGGCCAGGUUAAUUGAGCCCACGAUCUCCAUUGGUCGCUGACCAGCGGGUAAAAGUUCAAUUCCAAAAGUUGAAUGUCGAAUGCGAAAAAUUGCAAGUACAAUGCCCAAAGUCGGAUGUCGGAAGCGAAAACUUAAAGGACAAAGGCUAAAUGAUGGAUGCGAAAAAAUUAAUGUACAUUCCACUGAACUUGAAGGUCGAAUUCGAAAACUUGACUGUUGAUUAUGAAAAAGUUGAAUGUCGAAAGCAAAAACUGGAAUGUUGCAUAAAUCGAAGUUGAAUGCUGAAUGCAAAAAAAUUGAAUCGCGAGUGCAAACUUCAAUGACAAACACAAAAUGUAAGAUAGAUUGUGCAAAGUACAAUGUAAAAUGGAACAUUGAAUUUUGGCAGAAAUGGAACGCCCAAAAUACCCUAGUGACAGAAUUGAGCCGACUUUCAUAAACGAGCGAAUAUAUUGACAAUCUUCCACUUAAACUUCACAAAAUAGAUAUCUAACAAUUUCUAAACGGCAAAUUUUGUAGAUUUAGAGAAUAAAAUAUCGACGAUCGAGCACAAUUUUGAAACGCAAUUUGCAUAAUGCUUAUAAAUACAACAAUUUACCGCUAAAACCAAAAUCGAAUUUUCUUUGUGGGGGAAUUCUCCACAUCACCCCAAAUCCCAGUUACUACCCAAUGAAAUAUAGUACUUGAUCAUUAUCGGAAAGUUAGUCUGGUUUUGUGGCGAACGCUUUUAAAAUAGAUUGAUUAUUUUGAGGUUAUUUUGCUCCAAACAACUGCUAAUUGACCCAAGGUCAAUUGACAGUUGGCCUUAGUUUUGAGCUCGUUAAAAGGGAGAAACUAACAAGAUUCUUUUUAUAAGUACAUGUUUUAAUGAAACGCAACCAAUAAUCAAAAGGAGAGGCCGUUCAAUGGGUAAUUUCUGUUCUUGAGAUUGGAGCAUGGCGUCUGCGAGCGUACCUGAGUAGGUCUAUUUUCCCGUGACUGCGAAAUCAGAAUGACAUCAAGAAAUAAUCUUCGCUCGAAUCUUCGUAAAUGAAUCAGCUUUGCAGUGCCUUACCUGAGAUAAAAAGUGGGGCGAGUAGGAAAACAUUCUAGCGCAAUUUGGAUCCUCUGCAGAACGCAGUGUAUUGCUGAGCGGAGACGGUGGUGAGUAAACAAACCUGGGAAAGUACUUUACCUUUGAUUGCGUGACCAGCCAGUAAACGAUACUUUACGUUCGGGAUGGGAUUCCUUAUAAGAUUCCUUAUCGCCCAAGGCCUGAUCUCGAUACCUCUUCUACCGAGUCAUGUGUUAUCAAAAUAACUUGGCCUAAAUGCAAAAAUCUGUUGAUUUGGACUAUCUGUCGCGCGCCUGACCGGAAUAUUGAGUCACUUAUUCAAGAUCUGGACAUUUCAUUAUCGGGAGCUUCUGGAGCUUCAGAGAAGGACGGUAAAGUACAAAUUGCUAUCAUUUUAAACUGUGCAGGCCCUCAUGUUCUCGAGGUGUGCGAUACUUUUAUUUGGACAGAUGAUGGCAAUAAAGAUAAACCCGAUAAAGUUUUAGAAGCGUUGGAAAGAUACUGUAACCCGCGUGACAAUGUAGUCAUCGAAUCUCAUAGAUUCUGGAACAUUCCAUACCAGGAACCGUUUGAAAAAUUUUUCACGGAGCUAAAAACGAGAGUAGCAGCGUGCAAUUUCUGGAAAAAGAUCGGAUGUUUGAGAGAAAAAAUAGUUUUUACUGUGACUGGAAAACUUCAAGAAUUACUAUUACUCCUCAGGGAAGGCAAUUUGACACUCGACAAAGCAGUGAAAACUUGUAGAGCGUUCGAACAGUCAAAUAGACAAGUCAAGGAAUUCAGAGAAAGUGCAACCCUCCCAAGUUCUUUUACAAGUGUGAACAAAAUAACUCAAAACUCUGAAACUAAAACGCCCGGUGGUAAUAAAGGUUCCCAAAUGAACAAAACCCCACUCAAAGGGAAAGAAAAGUUAAAAUUCAACUGUAAAUUUUGUGGAUACAAACAUGAGAAACAAAGAGACAAAUGUCCUGCUUGGGGCAAGGCAUGUGACAACUGCAAAGGUCUUAACCACUUCAAGUCUAAAUGCAAAAAUAUUCAUGCACUCAACCAGUCCAAUGGUAAUGGGGAAGAUUCUGAUGAUCAAUGGCUCAUGGCUGUAAACAAUGGGACAGACCGUGUUACUGCCACACUUACUAUAAAUGAUAUUGAUGUCAAAUUCCAACUUGACGCAUGUUAGACAACACCAAGUGUCUCCUACAACUGUGCGCCUUAACAUGUGGAAUAAAACUAACCUGAAACCUCUGGGAGAAAUGCGCCUGAAAGUUAAAAAUCCUCGCACUAGUUCUCAAUCAGAAAUAUAGUUUAUCGUGGUCCCAAAUGGUUUUACAAACCUGUUAGGUCUGAACACUAUUCAGGAACUUGGUUUUAUAACCAUAAAUAAAGAAUGUUUUAUCUCGCAAGUAUCAACCCCACAACUUGGUGAUCUGGGCGAAGCCCCACGCAGAAUUGAUGAAAGUGUUCCUCCCAAAGUACUGCCUUGUAGGAAAGUUCCUAUUGCCAUUCAAGACGCAGUAAAGGAAGAACUAGAUCGACUUUUUAACAAAGGCGUACUGGUUCCAGUGACUGAACCAACUGAAUGGGUCAGUCAAAUGACAGUUGUACAUAAACCCAGUGGUAAAUUGCGCAUUUGUAGUGAUCCUCAACCCCUAAAUGCUGCACUCAAGCGUGAACAUUACCGAUUACCUGUGCUCGAUGAUGUGCUUCACAAGCUUAAAGAUGUGAAGAUCUUUAGCAAACCUGAUGUAAAAGAAGCAUAUUGGCAUGUUCGACUUGAUGAAGCAUCCAGAAAACUCACCACAAUGAUUACACCUUUUGGUUGCUACAUGUGGAAGAGGCUACCCGUUGGCCUCAAAGUUUCAAUUGAAAUUUUCCAGCGCAAGAUUGAUGAAGCGCUAAGUGAUCUCGAUGGUGUAUUCAAUAUAGUGGAUGAUGUAGUCAUUGUAGGGUGUGGCAACUCAGAUGCUGAAGCUCAGAGUGACAACCAGCAAAAACUAGCAGUGACAUUGAAAAGGUGUGCUGAGAAGAAAAUUAUCCUAAACGAGGAUAAGCAGCAAACUGGUCUGGAUGAGAUCAUAUUCCAUGGACACAGAAUCACGAAAGACGGUGUGAAAGUUAAUGAAGCUAAAGUGCAAGCAAUCCGAGACAUGCCAGCACCCACUGAUGUGGAAGGUGUGAAGCGCCUUUGUGGCAUGGCUCAGCACAUGGCAAAGUUCUUACCCAACCUUGCAGCGACGCUUGAACCAAUCCGUGCUCUAACUAGAAAGGACACCCCAUUUCAAUGUAUGGUCGAAAGAAUGUGAAGAUGCUUUCAACACGCUCAAGAAAAAUCUGUCUGAGUCUCCUUGCUUAGCUUACUUUGAACCCUCGAAAGAAGUAGUAAUUCAAGCUGACAGUAGCAAACAUGGAAUUGGUGCUGUGCUACUCCAAGAAGGGCGUCCUAUUGAGUAUGCAUCUAGAGCAUUGACCCCUUCAGAACGAAAUUUGGCACAGAUAGAGAAAGAAGCUUUGGCUGUCCUGUAUGGCCUUGAACGAUUUGAUCAGUAUGCUUAAGGUCGUGCAGUAACAGUACAGAAUGACCACAAACCUCUUGCUGCUAUACUGCGCAAGCCGCUGAGCAUGGCUGCAAAGCGUCUUCAAGACAUCAUGAUGCGUUAUAACCGGUAUGAUGUCAACUUUUGUGUUUGUGAAAGGCACUAGUCUACACAUUGCUGACACCUUAAGUAGAGCUCAUUUAGACUCUACUGAAAGUAACCAGGACGACCGUGCACGAAUCAUGAACAUCUAUGCCUUUGCUGAAAUCCCAGAUAAGCGUCUGGACGAGAUAAGAGAAGCAACUUUUCGCGACACUAGCCUACAAACCAUUAGCAAGUUAGUCUUGGAUGGAUGGCCUCAAGAAAAGCACAAUAUUCCCCCUCAAGCCUUACCUUAUUUUGACAUGCGUGACUCUCUCAGUAUAGUAGAUAACAUCUUAGUAAAAGGAGAAGCACUAGUAAUUCCGUCUGAACUGAGAGCAUUUAUCAAGAAAAGACUCCAUAGUGCACAUCUAGGUUGUGAAAGCAUGAAGCGUCGAGCUAGAGGCAUUGUUUUCUGGCCUGGUAUGAUCCAUGAUAUUAAACAGUUAGCCGAUUCGUGUGAAACCUGCCAAGAAAUGAAGCCACAAAACACUCAAAAAGCAUUGAAACAACUCAACGAAGGCGAUGGACCUUGGAAAAAGAUUGGUUUGGAUUUCUUUGAAAUCGCAGGAAAGCACCACUUGAUUGUGAUGGACUAUUACUCUAAUUUCAUAGAGAUUGAUCUGCUGACAAGCCAAACGAGCACCCGUACCAUAACUCUUCUCAAGAAACAUUUUGCGCGGUACGGCAUACCAAGAGUAAUCGUGUCAGAUGGAGGUCCUCAAUUUACCUGUCAACAGUUUAACUCAUUCAUGACAAGCUGGAGUAUUUCCCAUCAUACAUCAUCACCCAUGCAUCAACGUGCAAACGGCAAAGCAGAGUCCGCCGUGAAGAUUAUGAAAUCCUUGCUAAUCAAAACUUACAAGGAUGGUGGUGAUCCCUAUGAAGCCAUACUUAAACAACGAAAUACCCCUCGUCAGGACACUGCCUUGAGUCCAGCACAAAUGAUAUUUAACGGCAAAACACGUAGUUUCUUACCAAGCUUAAGCAGUAACCCAAAGAACACUCUCGUGAAAGGAAAACGUGAAUUAAGCGCGAAAACGCAGCGUGAAAACAUAUCACGAUCGGAAAUCAAGCAAACUCUCAGUUAUUGAGAUUGGACAGUCAGUAUUCCACCGACACACAGAAGGUCAGAACUGGAAGUGGGGCAAAGUAACUGAAAGUUUAGGCCCUUAUACGUACCAAGUGGAAGGUGCCGAUAGCGGCAAGUACAGAAGAAACCGUGUGCAUCUAAGACCCACCAAAGUAGUACGAACUCCUCGCCAUAUGUCUCAUAUCGUUUUGUCUCGUACUCCUGACCAAGCUUUAACUUCAGGCGUGCCUACAGUUCCUCAAACUCCAACCACUGGCGCUGAAGCCAAAGAAAGUCAUUCGCAUAGUAAGGCAACUACUCCUAUUAAGAGUCCCGCACCAGAUAGGCCUAAACGUGAAAGCAAAUUACCUAUUCGUUUUAAGAACUAUGUACUUAAGUAGAGACUGUUUCUGAUCAGUUGAACUGCUUUAUUUAGGAACUUUGCUUACUAAAGAUACUGUUUGCGUUUCUUGUUAUUGUUAUUUAAGUGGACAUCUUCAGUGAAAAAUUCUGUUUUCAUAUUUAGUUGCUUAGAAACUCUAUUGUUAUUUUCCUAAAGAAGAAGGGAUGUUGAUUGAUAGUAUAUUGUAGCGCACAUGAAGUAUGUUUCUAGUUCCCAUGAUCCUUCACUUAGAACAAUGUGCUGUUGCAAAGGCGGUUCAGGAGUAAACCCAUGUUGUUGUGUUCUACUCUUGUCGUGUUCCUCAUUCUCCACUCUAACAAAUCAACAGUCACGUUACAAGAAGCUUAAAAACUAUGUAAACAAAGAAAUGCAAAAGUGCAAAGCGGAGUACUACUGAAACCUAAUAUCGGAAAACAAGAGAAAUCCAAGUGCAUUGUGGAAAACCUUGAAUGAAAUCACAUCACGUAAACAGAGCUACCCAGUUUCUUGUAUCGAAGCCGAUGGCAUAGCACAUUGUGAUAAUCCAUCUAUCGCCAAGAUCCUAAACGUUCACUUGUCUACAAUUGGUUCAAAGCUCGCAAUGAAACUAAAAUCCGUCUUUACCUUACCAUCUCCUCCUGCAAGCUCAACUGAUUUGCCAAAGUUUGUUUUCAAACCAAUCACCGAAGAGUUCGUACGCGGUCAACUUAAACAACUCAGAAAAUUGGCCUAGACAAUAUCAGUGAUCGUCUUCUGAAAGACUGGGCUAAUGUAAUUAGUAAAAGUCUCACAAAAUUGUUUAAUCGAUCAUUGGUCACUGGUACCUUCCCUUCCUUAUGGAAGUUUGGAAAGGUAUCCGCCCUCUUCAAAAAAGGCGAUCGCUUUCGACCCAAACAAUUACAGGCCAAUAACAGUGUUACCUACGUUGAGCAAGAUUCUGGAGAAGGCGGUACACAACCAACUCUACUAUUUUCUCAAUGAAAACAAGAUCAUUACCUCCAAGCAAUUUGGUUCUCGACCUAAGCUAUCAACUAAUACAGCCUUGACACAGUUUACAGAUAACGUACUUCUGAACAUGGACUCUGGUCGUCUUACAGGGGCUAUUUUCUUGGAUCUCUCGAAAGCGUUCGACACAGUUGACAACGACCUUUUACUUCAUAAGCUUAAAUCGGUCGGACUCUCAGAUGACACUGUUAAUUGGUUCGAGUCAUACCUCACGAACAGAAAACAAAGGACGUCUGUUGGAGAUACACUCUCUGUCACUGUACCAAUAACUGUUGGGGUCCCAAAAGGAAGUAUAUUAGGACCGCUUCUUUCUCUUAUCUAUGUGAAUGAUUUACCAUAGUGUCAGUUUGCCAGUGGAAUUAUUUUUUACGCUCAUGACUGUGAUUUAUUACUCAUCGACUGAUCUGUUUGACCUCGAAAGCAAGUUAAAUUCUGAUUUGUCUACAUUUUCCAAUUGGUUUUCGAGUAAUCUGUUGAUCCUAAAUAUUUCUAAAUGCAAUUUCGUAAUUUUUGGUAACUCACGGAAGCUUAGACUGGUUAAUGACGUUUCUCUUAAAGUAAAUUGCACUGCUAUUGAAAAGUCUGACUCGUUUAAGUACUUGCGAGUUGUUAUAAACCACACUAUCGGUUCAAAGAUCAAUCAAAGGAUUGGAAUGAUAAAGAGAAAACGACAUCUUUGGCCUUUACAUGCUAAGCUAACAAGGUUCUGCUUAAUUUACCACCAAGAAGUUCAUCAACCGAGGCACUAGAUCGAUUGGACCUAAAGACCCUCUCAAAAAGACUACACUUCCAUCGGUGUGUUAUGAUGCAAAAAUGUUAAAUUUGACAUCGACGAAAUAGUAGUGUUCAUUCUUAUCAAACUCGCAGAAGCAAUGACUUACACCUUCCUCGCGUGUGCACUAAUUGGGGCAAGCAAACUUUCGUUUGUCAAGCCUCUAAGGACUGGAACAAACUAGACAAUGACAUUGAAAACAGCAAAACAUUCUCCUUCUUUAAGGCAAAGCUUAAAACUUUGUAAAUAAUGCCCUAUCUAAUUGCCAAUCUAUGUUAUAUGUAAAUAUCAAUUUUAAUCUCUUUUUUUAGUUUUUAAUUUUUAUAGUAGGUGAUUUUGUUGUUGUUGUUGUUGUCAUUUUGUCAUUUAUGAUUUGCACGGCCUCACCGAAAACCCCUAAGGCGAGUGGGCUCCCUGGAUAAAUAUUAUUAUUAUUAUUAUUAAUAUUAUAGUCUCCAGCGAAAAAUAGAAUUUGCAAAACUCUUUCUGAAGUAUAUUUAACCGUUUGUUACUAUAAUUAACACCUGCUUUGUGUUAAACUUUGAACAAUGCAUACCUGUCCAAGAGUGUAAGAAUUUUUCGAAAUAUCCACACCUAAAUACAAUGAGGGCUACUCCUUUUUCUCCCUCCCCGAUGUCCACUUCCUUCCCAGUGUCUUUUGCACGAGGCUGGCCUGGGUUAAGCACUUGACUGACCAUAAAAACCUCCGCGAACAUACGCUAACAUUGUUGGUCUUUGCAAGCUUUAAGAUUACUCCACCCACACCCCACCAACCCCCCCCGCUUUUCCGAUGGAACAAUCCCUGAGCCCCAAAAGCGUAAAACAUCUACGGCCUCGUAGAAAACGUUAUUCGAGUAAAAAGACGGGAGACCAUGCUGAACUGGCACGUAGAGCACUCUCUCAGAUGACUAUCUCGGAGUGACCACACACCGUUCCGCGAUAGCUUGCCCUCUAAAGCCCAAAAAUGUUGGUGAAAUCUCUCGAAAUGUGCUCGGGUCUAAGACAUAAGUAGUAGACUAGGGUCAAAGAUAAGCCCCGUUGGUGGAUUCCCUUUGGAUUCCCUCGCAAAAAGUGGAUUCCCUUUAUUGAUAUUUAUAAGUGUCUUCCUGCAUAAUGAUUAAGUGCCUUCCUCCAUAUAUAAUGAAGUGGAUAGGUUUACUAAUGAGCAUCUCUCUACUACAAUAGAAACAAUAAGCUUGCCUAGACUUGCCCGGUAAGUAACUUGAGCCCGGUUUUCGGACCGUCUAUUAAAAGGAAAAUAAGAAUAAGAGAAGCGAUCACCUAGCAACGCGAGAAGCAGCUUCCUAUAUCUUAUUUAGCGCUAAAACUCAGAUAUACAUAAACAAAAAAAAAACAGAAAGUGGAGUUGAAAAGCCUUUAUUUCAAUUUAGUUUACGUCUUCUUAUUUAGCGCUAAAACCCGGAUAUAUAUAAACAAAACAUACACAAAUUGGAGCUGAAAACUCUGAUCUUUAUUUCAAGUUUUUCUGACAUUUUCUCCUUUCUAUCUCGAGGAAAUGAAAGUGUUGUCAUUUUCACGCGCUGUUAAUCAGUUAAUUAUGCGAGUUCACAAGCCCAAAGUUGAAUACAAAUUAGCUCUACAAGAAAAACCUCAAGGGAGCAACCUUGACAUAUUAUUUUAAAACAAAUAACUUAACAAGCAUCAAUUAAAACACGCGACUCAUAAUUGCUAGCAAUAAAAAGACAAGAGAGAUACCGUUUUAAACAACUUUAUUAAAAACAAAAAGAGUCAAAUACACAGGAAUGGAAAUUAAUUAAUCUUCAUCUCCGUUCUCCUCUGUAGAAGGGGAAUAGAAAUUGGUUUCCAACGUCUUCGCGUUUUUGUGUGUAACUGCUCCGCAAUCUUGACACCGAAGAAAGCCCUCUUUCAUGUAAUGUCUCCCCUCGGGAAUCUGGUGAUCGCAUAUAGGACAAAUCUUGUAGUAAUCGUGCCAAAGGCAUUUAGGACAUUUCAUGAUCAAUGUCCCGUACACAUUAGAGUUUUCGCAGUGUUCACAGGGACUUUUGGAGUGAAAGGUGGUGGACGUUUCAGGGUUACUACUUUCUAUCUCCUGACUGUCGUUUUCAGUGUCGUUGUCGCUCUCUUGGGUGUCUUCCGCUUCAACGCCAUUCUCAGAAGCCACUUCCUCCUCCUCCUCCUGAUUUUCAAUAUCCGAUGAACUCUCCUCAUUAUUACUCUCGUUUUCGGAAGUAUUUUCUACAUUUUGGUAGCCUUUUUCCUUUUCUUUUAAAUCACUUAACAACUUGUUGUUCUUGAUUAAACCUUUAUCGAUUCCUAACUCUGCAAGUCCAUCUAGAAACGUAUUCAGAGCACGAGGCUUGGUAACCUCAUUGUUAUGAGGGAGUAACACAUACUCAACUAGCUCAGCGAUGUUUGUGACGGGAAUAGUGCGUUUAUUUCGAAGUAAUUGUCCGCUGGGGGUCCAGAAAAGAAUAUCUUUGGACGCAGCCAUACUAUGCAGCAAAUCAGAAGCACGCUUUUCCGGCACUGCUCGGGAAAGAUGACUCAAAACAUCUUUUAUUCUCGGUUCUUCUUUUAUUCUUGGUUCUUCAUCCUCGCUUUGAUCACCAGAACUUUCGCUUUCUUCAUGUUCACUCUCGUGAUCUUCUUCUUCAACCAAAUCUAUCUUUCUCUUCAUUUUUGAUGAGCACCCGUGACAGACUUAGCUUCGAAUGAUCAACCUAGCGAUGUGUCACCACUUUUAUAGCAUUAGAAAUCAUAAGCUUGAAACGACAGGGGCUAAUACAUCUUCAAUAAAACCACUACCCUCUUGAACAAGGACUCGCUUCUUUGUUUUGAAAGGGAUAUUUGGACUGGCCAGGUUAAGUAAAGCAUCCUUAUAUGGCAGCAAUACCCGGUUAUUUCCUUCGGAGAUAGGAAUGUGUCCCAUGAGUAAAUUGUAUAAGACUUGGACUAGUGCAUGAAGUUGCUGUGGUGUAGCUGUCUUUAAAAGAAACUGCCGCUGAUAAGCGGGGCAAGCGGCUAACAGCUGAAGAAAACCACGAUUGUUGUUCACUACACGAGACAUUGCUACAAAAUGAACUAAGAAUGGCAGUUGGUAGUCUUUUAUGGAAUCUGGUGGAGGGAAAACAAUAGAAAUGUGGUGGCGGCGGUGGUGUUGGUGGAGGGAAAACAAUAGAAAUGUGGUGGUGGUGGUGGUGGUGGAGGGAAAACAAUAGAAAUGUGGUGGUGGUGGUGGUGGUGGUGGAGGGAAAGCAAUAGAAAUGUGGUGGUGGUGGUGGCGGUGGUGGAGGAAAGAAAACAAUAGAAAUGUGGUGGUGGUGGUAGUGGUGGUCUUGGGGGAGGAAAACAGUAGAAUCUUGUGGCCUGAAAACCUAUAUAAAUGCGCAACAUUCUACCUCCUUCUCAGUCUACAUUUUGCUCCUGAAGAGUUGACAUGAGAUGGUUCUGUUCUGUCUGCGAAAAAUCCUUUAGUAGAAAAGAUAGUAUGCAAAGGCACGUGAUGUCUAAACACCGCAAUGCUGGUCUCACCCCAUUUCAAACAGUUCCAAUAUUUUCACAGAAAUGUCAGCGGUUUCGCUUCGAGCAUCCUUUCACCUCCAUGAUUGCCGGAAUGACCGGGUCCGGAAAAACGGCAUGGGUUCGAUCGCUAUUGCAACAAGCUUCAGAGACCAUUUACCCUCCCCCGGAGAGGAUCGUUUGGUGUUAUUCACAAUGGCAGCCUGCGUAUACACAAAUGUUAGUCGCCAUGCCAAACAUUAAAUUCGUCAAGGGAAUUCCUACGGCUUUGGAGCAGGAUUCCUAUUUUGAUGAAAACAAACGGAAUUUGAUCGUGUUUGAUGAUCAGAUGAUUGACGCCAGUAAAGACAAGCGAAUUGUGAACCUCUUUACUCGUGGUUCUCAUCAUGGCAAUCUGAGCGUGAUUUAUAUCGUGCAGAAUCUAUUUCAUCAGGGGAAAGGUAGCCGCAGCAUAAGCCUAAACAUCCAUUAUCUGGUGUUGUUCAAGAAUCCACGAGACAAAUUGCAAAUCCUGACUCUGGCGAAGCAAAUGUAUCCCGGUCAGACUGAUUUCUUUUUAAAUCAGUACGAAGAGGCUGUAAAAAGACCUUUUGGUUAUCUUCUGAUUGAUCUGAAAACUACUACCCAAGAUAAUUGUCGGUUGCGAACAAACGUCCUGCCCAGAGAAGAAGGCUUUAACCAAGCAGGGUUUCAAGAAAAUAUUCCUCAAGAGCUCCUAAAAUAUCUGAAGCAGCAAACUCUUUCGCCUGUCCCACUUCUUCCAGCUAUGCAAGAAAUACAGGCAACAUGGAUGACGUGCUUUCUCGAAACGAUCUUCGGGACGAUGAAAAAGCUAAGCGAUACGUUCAGUUGCAAAACAAAUACCUGGCUUUUAAACAGCAAUUAAAUACAAGAACACGACCGGAAGAAAUAAUCAGUACAGUUCCAGAUUUAGCAUCAAGGACACAAGAUUCUUCGACAGCAACGACAGCAUUCUCCAUUCCCCUCAACCCCUUUAAUGUAACACCUGAAUUAACACAAGCUGACAAACAAAGCCUCACCCCUCCACCACCCUUAAAUCCUGCUUUCCUGACCCCUCCUCCCACAGUAGAAACCCCUUCACGACAAGGCCCGAAGCGCAAAAGGCGUCGGAUUCAAUUUCUAAAUGAUUUGGAUGAUCAUACAUCUCAUGGCAAACAGCUGAAGAAACGUCGGCAUAAGAAAUUCAAACCUUACAAGUACUCCAUGGCGAAGAUGAAGAUUAAUUAAUUUCCAUUCCGGUGUAUUUGACUCUUUUUGUCACUGGUUUUCAAUAAAGUUUUUAAAACUGUAUCUCGUGUCUUGUCAAUUUAUUUGUCGCGUGUUUAAAUUGAUCCUUGUUAAGUUAUUAAUUGUUUGUGUUUGUACAAUAAUAAAUCAAGGUGCUCCCUUGGGUCUAGCUGUAGAGAUGAACUAAUUUGUAUUCAAGUUUGGGCUCGUGAACUCGCAUAAUUAACCGAUUAACAGUGCGUGGAAAUGACAAGACUUCAAUAGUUUUUCAUUUCCUCGAGAUAGAAAGGAGAAAACAAUUCUGUAAUAGUCAGACAAACUUGAAAUAAAGCGUUUUCAGCUCCAAUUUAAGUAUGUUUUGUCUACAGUUUUUAGCGCUAAAUAAGAUAUAGGAAGCCGUUUCUCGCGAUGCUAGGUGAUCGCUUCUCUUAUUCUUAUUUUCCUUUUAAUAGACGGUCCGAAAACCGGGCUCAAGUUACUUACCGGGCAAGUCUAGGCAAGCCUAUUGUUUCUAUUGUAGUACUAGAGAGAUGCUCAUUAGUAAACCUAUCCACUUCAUUAUAUAUGGAGGAAGGCACUUAAUUAUUAUGCAGGAAGACACUUAUACAUAUCAAUAAAGGGAAUCCACUUUUUGCGAGGGAAUCCAAAGGGAAUCCACCAACGGGGCUUAUCUUUGACCCUAGUCUACUACUGACAUAAGUACUAAGAAAGGGACGGUCUCAAUAGCAACCCCUGGACAAACUGGGCAUGUUUGAAUCGUAACCAUUGUGUCGCGAUGUAGCGUUUUAAAUCUGGGGUUCUUGCUGUUCUGUCGUUCAAACCAUUUAAGCUAUAAAAACACACCUUCCGCUGGAGUUGUUGAUUGAUAGAAACAAAAACAGAGCAUACGCAAGCACAUGCAUCACAUCAAAUGGCUUUGUGUGCGACUCAUUCUCGUACUCAAGGCUUCUUCGCUUGUAACCUCCCAGAAUCAGCUCUGGUAGCAAUCGUUUUUGCCUCGUCAAAUUCUCAAAUAGUGCACGCACGCGUAUUUUAAAUGGGUAUAUGAUUAUGAAUUACUUUAGCGCCCUCUGAAUAACAAAGAAACCUUAGAUUUUCGUUAAUUCAAACUCUGCCUCCGAUUUGUGCUACCAAUAGCUAAUUCUUAGGCAUAUGAUAUUCCACGCAUGGGUUUAUGGCUGUUACCAGAACCUUCCCCCACUAGGACUGCUAGAACCUUCUGCUAGGUCGGGAGUGAGGGAGUUCUGGAUACGAGAAUACGCGUGCAGGCCGAGCUACGAGAAUAAUGCUUCCCCCUUGUGCACGACGCUUUUAAACAGUUUAUAUCUUACAGCAAAAAUACUGCUUUAGGAAGUUCUCAAGUUUUGACGUUUUAUCGGUGAUGUGCUCUGUGUCGAUAAGAGUUUGGAUUUGGUCGGACAUCAGUGGAAAAGGAUUGUAACUCUCAUAAUAGAUCGGGUUGGUAGAAGGUACACUUAGUCUAGCCAUCACGUGAUUCCUUAGGUCACCGAACGCUGGUAAUUGCCUCUUCGUCAUCCUUCUCCUACUCAGUCGUCAUCAGAAACAUCCGGCGCAUGCAAGUGGACGCUUGGGCUCCUCAUGAGGAGCCUAUAGAGAACAUAUGCUUGGCAGUCUCAUCUCUAGGUGAUCACUGACCUUAAGGCUUGCGCUAUACUUGUCUUCUGUCGCAGGGGCAACCGUUAAGGCCAGGUACGCCACCCCCACCCGCGAGGACUGCAUGGCAUCCACCAUUUGACUUGCAGUUUCCACAUCAUGGCCUUCACUUAUCGUGAAUUCUUAUACGGGCCUUGAUCGUUGCCACCUUCCCGAAGUCUAAUCGUCGCACUGUUAGACCAUGAGAAUCUAUAUUAUUCCUAAAAUGCACCAUUGACUUUCCUUUGUUUAGCCUCCGGUAAACUGAUGCCCCGAAGAAAAGAUAGUUCUAACGACUCUAUCCAGGCCAGAUAUUCAACUCCUGAUAUCAACAAUUAGUAAAAUCCAACUAGUGGUCUAUUAUCGUUGCUGCAUUCUGAUUAGUUGAGCUACUACCAGGCUAUAUGUUAUAGCCAACUAGUAUCGAAAAGCGCCGGCUUUUUGGCGGCAAAAAAGGGUUAAAGUUUAGCUUUAACUAGCUAAAGUUGUUUUGUCUCGAUAUUUUUGAACAACUAGUUGGAUUUUACUAAAACAAUUAUUCCUUUCGCCCUCAUGGCCUCUGAGACAAUAGCCCUUUCGGCCUUCGGCCUCAUGGGCUAUUGACUCACACCCCAUUGGGCUGGAGGAAUAAUUGUUAAACAUAACCCACCCCCAUAAAGAGAGCAAGCUUUCAACGAACUAUUCAUUUGACCCACCCCAUUUCUUCGUUAAGAAAAACUACGACCUCAGUGCAGUGCGACAAAAUGCGCUCGUGAAUAUACCAAAGAUAUAGCUUUCAUCCUACAUUCAGCAAUCUCAGUUUCGGCAGGCGUGGCCACAUUUCCAGUUACUGAAGGUGAAUUCGACACCUGCAACACACACCUGUAAGUUAAAUAGCAGCCACAACGCCCUACUUUGAAACCGUGACGAGACAUUUAUAAACUAGACUAAACUGCUAUUAGUAAUCAAUCGCUCCUGAGCCGACAGGCACAAGGAUACCAGUUUCUUGCAAAGUAUGCUGUGACAUCCGCUGAUUGGGUUCGGUGCUGUCCUUUGAAAUAACGUUAGGAACAAAACAUGACAAGUGAGAGGCGUUUCUAGCCAAGUGCAUGUGACUCUCGGUGUUGAAGACAUAUACUAAGCUUGUCAGUACAUCAUAGUCUGUACCACGUCGCGAAAAUGAAACAAGCCAAAGAAAAAUAAGACGCCUUUCUCUCCCCAGCCCCCUCAGGUUUUUCGCAUUACUUUUUACUGCACAACUGUUUUACUAUCUUGGAUUCUUCCUUUACGAGCCGGAGAGAACGUAGACGCCCUUGGGAAAAUUUUCACUUCAUUUUCGGCACCUGACUUAACGCAAGCGCUGACUUGUGCGCCUAUACUUCGUUUGCGCUGAAGUAGCGGUGUAUGAUUACAACAGACUUGCUGCUAUCCUUGGUUUGAAAUGGCAAUGGGCAAGAACAUUUUCAUGAAAAGAGCAAACUGUUUCCUUCUUAGCAGCCAUGGAGAAUAACUAGUAGGACUCAAGCAAUGCUUUCUUUUUAAAAUGAUUUACGGCUAAACAGUACAAAUUCAUGUAGCUUUUACGCAAAUUUAAAUACUUAGUUGUUUCCCGAAUUGCAUUUAACAACAAAUUAUAGAAAUUCAACUUAGUUUGGAUCUCAUAGAUAAGAACUGAACGGAAAAUCUUUUAGGGUAAAAAAGUUGAAGUCUAUUGAAUUUGCAAAAUGUUUACUGAAAAAUCACUUAGUGGAAAUACAAUAGCAGAGGUAUCAUGCCUGCAAUUUUCUAUGCAAUGCACCUUAUGAGAAGUCUGCCUAGUCCAUUUGUAGCCCUAAAACCGCCUUAAACCUUAAAAUUUAAUUCAUUUUCCUUUCAUGUGUAGUGCAAAUACAUCUUCUGAACACUUCGGGGGUGGGGGUAAAGUCAGGAGCACAGAACAUUCAGUUACUGUACCAUUUUUAAAAGUGGGACGGUAUGUUUGCUAACCAUCUUAGUUAACCAAAGGACAGUUGCAUAUACAGGAAAAUAAAUUUACUGUUUCCCGAGAGCUUUAGUUUCCCGUGCACUUAUUUUUCGCGGGAGACAAUCGGUAAUUGCCUGGUCACGUAAUCGGAGGUAUCAAUAACUUUACCGGGUUUGGUUACGCACCAUCGCCGCUUAGCAAAUACUCCGCGUGCUGCAAAGGAUCCAAAUUGUGCUAGAUUGUUUUCCUACUCGGCCCAGUUUUUAUCUCAGCUAAGGCAUGCAAAGCUGAUUCAUUCACGAAGAUUCGAGCGAAGAUUAUUUCUUGAUGUCAUUCUGAUUUUGCAGUCACGGGAAAAUAGACCUAGACUCAGGUACGCUUGUAGAAGCCAUGCUCUAAUCUCCAAGAUCUCAAGAACAGAAAAUACCCAUUGAAUCGUCUCUCCUUUUGAAUAUUGCUUGAAUUUUAUUAAAACAGGUACUUGUAAAAAGAAUCUUGUUAGUUUCUCCUUUUUAACAAGGUCAAAACUAAGGUGACGUGCGCCGCGUGUCAAUUGACCCUGGGGUCAAUUCGCAGUUGUUUGGAGCAAAAUAACCUGAAAAUAAGCAAUCUAUUUUACAAGCGUUCACCAGAAAGCCAGACCAACUUUCAGAUAAUGUUCAAGUACUAUAUCUCAUUGGGUAGUAACCAGGAUUUGGGGUGAUUUGGAGAAUUCCCCCAUAAAGAAAAUUCGAUUUUGGUUUUAGCGGUAAAUUGUUGUAUUUAUAAGCAUUAUGCAAAUUGCGUUUCAAAAUUGUGCUCGUUCGUCAAUAUUUUAUUCUCUAAAUCUACAAAACUUGCCGUUUAGAAAUUGUUAGAUAUCUGUUUUGUGAAAUUUAAGUGGAAGAUUGUCAAUAUGUUCGCUCGUUUAUGAUCGUUUAUGAAAGUCGGCUCAAUUCUGUCACUGGGCUAUUUUCCCUUGUUCGGGGGCUAAUUUUAGUCCCGAAGACCGGGGGAAGGGGAGGGUGGGGGUUUUCAGAAAAGUGUGGUGUAUCAAAACUUCCCCCCCCCCAAAAAAAAAAAUUACAUAUGAAAAUUGUACCGCCCCCCUGGCAAAAACAAUUUUUAAAAUGCACCCCCUCCAACCCCUUCUAGACCAAGUCUUUGUUUUCAUCCUUGGGCAUUGAUUUCAUAAGCUAUAAGAUACUGGUGGUUGGCAGCGUAACGUGAGAUUUUGAAUGUGCACGCAGGAGAAUAAACGUUAGAGUGCCGAAGGCGCCCCAAACCUAUUUUCUCUAUUUUACCCAUAUAUAUCUAGUGUUAUCGGUAAGGUACAGACUGUUUACGGCAUCAAGGGCGUUACAAGCAAAGGGAAAGAUGUGUACCCUUCAGACGGGCAAAUUCUGUUAUAAUGCCAUCAAUAUCAAUUACGUCCUUGUGCUUGUGUGUAUGUGCAGAAUUGCAAGAGAGCUCAAUCUCUCGUCCGUCACGGUCCUUCGUAAAGGAGUUUGCAGUAUCCUCAUACCGCAGAAGCUACGCUCAGCUCAGUGCACAUGAUAAGUCAACAAAGUUAUGAGAGCUACAUUGUACUCCGGGUUAGAAUUAUAGUUGGCGUGGUUAAAAGUCUCAACCAAGGUCUGUGGCUUCACAAUCGGAUCCAUGUCACUCCAAAGCAAAUUUUUUUUGUCUGCUUCUGAAGGAAACGUGGAGUUGCUUUAAUCAUAAUAUAGUUUGACAACUUUAACAUAGAAGGCCAGCCCUAUGUCUUAAUAUUUCGACCUCCCUCUCAUUUUGUGCAUUUGCAAAAUUGAUCCCCCAGAAUCAAGCCUCUUGGAAAAUUGUACCCCCCCCCCCUCCAACCCUCCUUCCCCCGGGACGUAAUAAACGAUCGGCCCCUUAAAGCGCGAAUUCACUGGUUAAUAGCGGAGCUCCGUGACCGACCGACCGACCGUCCGUCGGCACCACAGGCAUACCAAUGUUUACUCUCACAUUUUCUAGCUACUUUGGGAGCCCAGGAGAAAGCUGAUUGCACAUCAAUGUUGUCAUCAAUUGACAGCUGUCAAAACCGGGCAUCCGCUGACCAGUAUCACCCGACCGUAUCGCGGGCUCAGGUGUCGACCCAUCAAGGUCGAGUAUUUGUUGAAGUUAUCCGCUGACAAUUUACUUUGUUUCAAAUGAUCGCAGGCUCACGUUUACCUUUUUUUUUUAAAUUCAUAUCAAAUAUGUUGUGUUUAUAUCAGUAUCGCCCCGCACUAUUACGAUUUCGGUUUCAAACUAACCUCAGACGCACAAAUUCAGCCAGUUUUUUUAAAAUACAGGCGGGGAAGACCUUUCCUUACCAUGGUUACGUGUUGGUCACGCCCCACGUCCAAUUUUUAUGCUCUGAUUGGUCAAAAUUUGACAGGUGAGUUCAUGCGUAAAAUUUAUGCAGCAUCUUGAAAGUUGUUUACUUUGACAGCUGAAGCUGACAGAGUUUUGAGUCAACUUGUGAUGUUUUUAACUCUCUUUUUCCACUGGAUGUACAAAAUGAAAUACAGCUGCUAUCAAGAGUGUUCUCUUAUUCAUGGCUGGUUUGUUUAUUGGGUUUUUGGUUGAGAAAUGCGUCGCUUGUCAAAGCCGAUAAUCCGAUUUCGGAUGGCAUCGUUUUUGUUUUUCACCUUGCUGGAUGCGUACGAGAAUUAUAAAGGCUCAAGCGAUCCUUGCCUUACUUGAUAGCUUUCGGGAGCUGCAUCUCGAAAUAUGGUAAGCCUGAGUAAUUAUUGUAUUUAAAUAUAAUUUCAUGAAGUCCAGCGCGCAGUUUAUGAAGCUAGUUUAUGCACGUUUAAUUUGUAUUAAGAUUUGACUGAGACACUGAUCUGACCUAGUAUGAGGUUUGAUAUAAGCUUAAGCUUACAGGACUUUAAAAAGCCUCUAGUCGAUAUUAAUUCACCGUAAAUAGAAAGAAAAAACAUACCGAAGAAUAUUUAAUUAUAAUUUUGGCUGUAGAAAGAAAGCUUUGAACGAUUUUCUUGUCGUGAGUUCAUCUUUGGAAACAGCAAACACCGGGAAACCGGCGGCUUAAAACAUAAACUUAAUCUUUAAGCUUGCUAGUAAAGACUUGAGGAUUCUUAGAGACACUUAAAUACUCAUUUGUUUUCGUGAAUGAAAAUUCUUGUCUCUGUAAAUGUUCUACCGAAUUAUAUUUCUUUAUUGAUUGUUGGUAGUCUCAAAAGUGUAAUUUUCAUCGCUUUGCCGUUUGUUUUCAGCCGUUCAUAAACAUUGCUUGCAGGAGUACUCAAAAUGCCAAGCGUAUCGAACGCUUUUUAAGAUUACACAUCGUUAUAAAACCGUUGAUAAAAAAUAGACUCAAUAAAUUCUUUAUAACGUUGAAGCGUAACUCUUUUAAAAUUUCUUCGCAAAUUUGGGGCUUGUCAAAAGUUAGAACCGGCUGGCCGUAUAGGUGAUUUUCGAAAUGUUUUGAACGGUUUCGCUAAUUAAAAGUCCACGCGUGCUUCGAUGGUCCUGAAUAUUGAAGGAAUGCAAUUUGUCUUGAAAAAUUGUGAAAUACUGCAUUUUGUACCAGGUCUGUAUGAUAAAAACAGCGCCUCAUAGUACUCUUUCUUCUCAGAUGUGAUGUAUAAAAAAAAUAAAAGGUUGGUUUGCACGCACCCAGAUUUAUUGGCAAGAAUUUGUAAACUUACCGAAUGCAAAAAAUUCGGUCUGAUUUGUUUUCCAAAAAUUUGUUUUCCACGCCUUAUUUACUGUGAUCAAGAAUCAUUAUUGCUCUUAAAUGUGACCGAAGAUAAUUUUUUGGGUGUACAUAUAAUAUAAGGCUAUAUCAACUCGAUAUAAGAUUUGUUUCACUCCAAAAUCACUUAGCUUUUCCCUCAAAAGUCACAUGAAUGUGCCCUUAAGUUAACUGAUUUGUGGAAUACAAAAUUAUUGUUUGAUUUAAGUUAUAAAUUCAUCAAUGGGAGCUUCGCUUUUAGCUGUGGCUAAAUCUAUAUAUUAUUGGUCCAAAAAAGAACGAGCUAGGGGUAAUGUUACCCAGUACUUAAUUAAUAAACAAGCAUAUGAAAUUUUUUUUCAUCGCGGGAAACAAAACACUUCCGAUCUGCAUCCAAGUAUACGUAACAAUGCACGGUGCAGUCAGGCCAUAGGAUCGACUUGGAACAUGUUAACUCAUUAUCAAAUUUUUAGAAAUAGCUUUUUUGGGCCUUUUUCGCAGGCGCUAACAUUUUCAGAGAAAGAAGGCAUCUGCCAUUUCCUCCACACAUAUUUGAGACUUUUAGGGGCAGCCUCAAUGAAAACUAUGAUUAGAAAUUAGACGAUUUGAUUGCUUUCGCGUGGCGUCUCGUCCGCCAUGUUGGUGUGCCAACAAGAUAAAACGGCCGCCAUGUUGGUGUAAAAGCUUUCUUUUGUUCCAAUUUGCAUAGCCGCUGACCACGUAGGUGAAAACGCUCUAAACCAAAACAUUGCGAACAGUGAAAACGUCGCCCCAACGAUUGUUUUGUUUUAUUUUAUGUCAGACCCAGUUCAAACGUCAAACUUUUCUUUACCGAACCAAAUCCUUUAAUUAGGUAGAAGAAAAAAAUUGUCGUUUCAAUCAAUUGAGGCCGAUAUAUCUAAUUUGGGUCGAGCCAUGAAUUAGUUCGAACGGCGCACAUGCUAGGAGCGACUUCGUUUCAAACGUCGACUGACUUUUCACGUGCCGAUUUACCUAACGCAUAAAUUACUAUUAAUAAUAUAUUUUCACUGGUAAACGUUUUAGACUAUGUACAUUUUGAAAAUGAAUUGAGUCCGACUAAUUAAGUUCGACUGAUUAAUUGGGUCGACCCAAAUGGCUAUUAAGAGUUCGGUACAUGAAAAGUUCUACGUUUGAACUUGGCCUUAAUCCCCUUCUUUCCCAUUCGCCAUCAGUUAAAGAUCCUUUUCAACAUUUUAAUGUAUUCUGUCAUAACUCUUUAAAAAAAGCAUGGCGACUUUUAUGGGAUUUCCAUUGACGGAACCACAUCCAUUGGAUUUCCAAGUUGCACUCAAUCUUUGUGGCAUUGCCUUUUACUUUCUUUUGUUAUUUAGAAUGCCAAGAGGCUCUCGGUAUGGAGAAAAGAGCUAUCUCUGACAGGCAGAUUAGUGCUUCGUCACAGCUUGAUGCUAACCAUGAAGCCAGCCAGGGUAGACUGAACUUGAAAGGAUCUUGGUCAGCUUACGCUAAUGACGCUGAACAAUGGCUACAGAUUGAUCUAGGUAUCAAUCCUGUCACUGUCACAGGGGUAGCAACGCAAGGAAGUAAUUUUCAGAGCCAGUGGGUAACAAAUUACAUGCUGAAAUAUAGCGACGACGGUCUGAAUUUCCAGUUGUACAAACAACAAGGACAAAGUGAACACAAGGUUAGACACCUCUGCAGACAUUUAUAUUGCUAGGAGUUUGCUCUUCUUUUUUAAAGAAGUGAUUGUUGCUUUUCAAAAACAUUAGUAGGUACAGCAAAUAGUUGACUAAUGAAGCAAAAUAAAGUUCAGUAAUCUGUUUCACUGCAUGUAACCCUUAAACCCCAAAAAGUUAUCAUGAAAGUAAUCAUCUUGUAAGUUUUGAGAUCUUCUGCAUCGGUUACCCCCUCGUUAGUGAAGUGUACUUUUCUUCUUCGUCAUUUCGUCACCAUACUUAAUCUCCUCGUUCAAUUCCCUCUGAGGAGUCAGUCAGGGUGAGUGAGGCUGAAAAAAACUUUCCAGCACCAAGCAAACAAGAACUGGGAUCAUUUGGGGUCGAGAAUAAUUUGUGGUCCAUUUUAGCCAUCCUUUCCCUUUUGGGGUGUUGUGGUUGGGGUUCAUUUGUGGUUCUCUACAGUUCCCCUGUUCCUUUUCACUUUGUUUUCUGAGAGUAAUUUUAAUUAACAUGUUCCCCGAAAUUCAAUGUUGUCAGCUUUCAACACAUAAAGUCGUAAUGGGGGCCAGGCCUAACCUGUUGCCGAACCUGAAAAGGCAUCUGGGCAAAGAGUAAAGAAAAAAUCGGCAGCAGUUCUUUGGAAGGAAAAAAACGACUUCAGGCCCCAGUCUACUCGCAACCAGGUCACAACCAACUGCAAGAGAGCAGAGAAGCAGCAAAAUUGUCGAACAAUAGAAGUCUGAAAGUAAAAGUUUAUUAAAGUAAUAUUAUUUUAAACUAGAAAAUCAAUGUCCCUUUGUUAUUGGAAAGACUCAGCCGUUAACCUGUUCCCUAGAGGCCAUUUCAGGAUACCUCUUCUGUGUUUCCUGAAGGUAAAUGGUCAAGGUCUCUUGUUCCCAAAAACCUCUGCCAGAUACUCAAUUUCAUGUUCAUAGUGUUUCUUUUAAAAACAAUGCUAUUUGCAUCUCUACACGCUAUUAUCAGGGAACUUAAGAACCACCACGACGACUUUGUCGACGACGACCGGAAGUGAGAUACAGUGUACUGCGCAAGCGCGGCUAGCAAAUUUCGUCGUCGUGGUCUCGUCGACGACGCCAAACACAGUACAGUCACGUCUUCGAGCUUCACAAGCUUCGGCACGUUUAAAUCCACUGUUUUUAAGCGAUUUUUAAGUGUUCUUUGCAUUUUUUUGUCUUCGUAAAUCCAGGUAUCCUUUCUUUUUUACCGGGCUUUUUUCUCCUAACAAGCGAUGUUGACUGAAAAUUCGGCUAAUGAAUUGCUUUUUUUUCGAAGAAUGACAACAGCUGUACAUGAGGAUCCCGAACGAGCGAUUUCGUAAGUGAUAAAUUUAUAAUUUUAUUUUGUACGUACAUUUCAAGGAAAUGCAAGAGCCGUAAUUACGGCUCUUAGGAAAGGCAAAUGAUUUAUCUUUAAUAUAGAGGAAAUAAACUUUAUAUGGAAAACAGCUAUCGCAAUGCAGCACCGUAAGUGGAAAUAGGCGUUUUCGUGAUGGAAAAAUGAACAGUGAAAACGUGAUUGCACAGGAGUGACAUGUCAAAUACUUGAUCUGAACAAUUGAUUCGAACACCUCUUGAAACUGAACAAAUUCGUCAAAGCCUGAGGGCGGUUGUGCCUUUUUGUCUGCCCGAAAGCCGUUAGUCUUUGUGCCGGACCCAAAAUUCCAGUAAAUAUAUUUAUAAAGCUUAUUAUGAAUGAACACUUCAACGGCCUUUGGCACGGUUUUCUACCACUUCUUUUAGGCUAGAUAGCAGGAGUUUAAUAUCAUAGCGUUUGUAUGCGAAUCCAAACCUCUGUUGUGAACAAAAAUAUGAGUUGUAAACCCAAGCUAAAAGGCAAAAGAUUCUACCGACAAAUUCUGAGGGUUUUGUCCGCGCUGUAAGUUAGCCCAGUCGCUUGUUUAUUUUAAGCUUAAGCUUAUAUUUUCCAUACAUUUUUGUGUACUUUUCACAGGAAAUAUUUUUACAGUCAAAUGUGCAGGAAAUUUAUGUCAUUAAAAUAAGGGAUUCUAGCGAAGGUAAAGCCCUCAAUUGUUUCCAAGAAGUGCUCUUUGGCUAAUAGCUUAAUUAUGCAAUUCUCUUUUGCAAAUACAGAAUUUUCACAAAGGCGGAAUCUUACUCAAACGCUAGCGCAACGACUACAAUCACGAAACAUAUAAACUUACCUUAAUUUUACAUUACUAAUUCACGAACAUUUGCAAAGGAUUACGGUCAGUUUUCGACUGCAAAUUCUCUAAUUUAUUUUUAGGAAUCCGAACUUUACAUGGAGUUAGGAUUAUGAUAUACUUAUGUGCCGGGAGGUUCUAGACAUCGAGCCGUACCAGUUUAAAUCACGAAGUCCCGAAAGAGGGAAAGGACGGAAAGCAUGGGAAACCAUUUCGAAUCACUUAUAAUAAAUGCGACGUCGUAUCCAAAGAUUAGAAUCACCCCACGAUCUGUUCGUGACCGAUACAACCUUCUAAAGUUCCAAGUAAGACUGAACAAGAGAGAGGGCCAGUGGCAUUUCUGAUGAUAAUUCCAAGCUUGAUAAUCUUUUCGAGGAGAUCUUGGAGAAGGAAAAAGCGGCAAAAGAGAAGCUCGACAAUGACGAUGAAGAUAAAAAGAAAUCUCUUGCGAAUGAAAAUGCGGUAGCUGAAGAUGUGCGAAAACGUGCAUUAGAACGGGUUGAGCAAACAGCUAAACGAAAGGGCAAGGAAGAAGGACCGGAGGCAGAAAAAAAGUCCAAGAGAAAGAGUCCAAAGAGCACAGGUGAAGCAAUGGAAUAUUUAAAGGAAAGAGCCUCUAAAGAGAUACAGCUAAGAGAACAAGAGUUGGAGAUGAGAAAGGAAGAGCACGAUAGUAUGCCACAAAGGGAGAGAGAAAAGAGUGAACAUCAAGAUAAGAUGCUAUCUACUAUGCUCAAGCAGCAACAACAGCAGCAGCAGAUGACGAUGAUGCUUUUAAAUAAGCAGCAACAACAAUCAAAGGCUUUAAUUUCCUUUAUGGGAAAAAUUAACCCAAAGUAAAACACAGUUAUUUUUAUUGUUUUCUCUUUGGAUACACAGAAGAUCAGUUCUCUCUUAUAAUUAAUUGUCCAUAUUUUCGACAUUUUAUCAGUUAAAGUAUCGUGUUUCGACCGUUGUUACAAAUGUUAUUUUUAACUACUUGUUGGGUUUUCUCCAUUGGCAACCUACAAGGACACGAAAACUGUUCUCGUGGGUACUGCUCAGGGCGAGUUUUGGAGGCCUUUUUCGUGUUCUCAGAUCCCUAACUUUUUUAGUAAGGCCAGCUGCAAAGUCUUUUAUCAGAUAAGAAGUGUUCUUAGCAUAACUCAAAAAACUAUUUUCACAUCAACGACUUCGCACUUAUCCUCGAUUCGACAGGAGGCUUAGGGCAACUAGCCGAAUGCUAUUGUUUGAUGUUAUUGAUGUUUCUUAAUUAGUAAGCUUUCACUGAUAUCAAUUAAAGACAAGUUCGAUCUUCAUUCAGCUAAAGUACUCUUCUAGAGUAGGUGGUUCGAGGUCAAAAACGAGGAGGUUUGAUUACCGUAAAGACAGGUAGGAGCAUUUUGAAGAAGUGCAGAAACUAUAUACAUUUUACCAACACUACUAUGGCCGAUUUUAAGGUUUUUCUUAAAGUCUAGACUCUUAAAAUAGUUAAUUAUGUCACCAAAUAACUAUUCAACGGAGGUCCUAACGGCACUCAUUGAAGCAUUGUAUGCUUUCAUCUCAUCUGUAAGGACCCCAUGUCGAAACGGACAUUGUAGAUGUACCCUUAGGGGAUAUACGAGAACCCCAUAAACGCAGAACGGUUGGCCAGCGUGGGAAAAAACAAAUUGUUGUAGGUCACGAAGAAAUCUUGACUCUGUCAGCAUGGAUGCAUCAUGUUUUCUGCCCUCUGUAAAAAAAACACGGAAAAAAUAAUAACUAUUAACUUUGGCUAACUCACCCUUGUAUGUAUACGGAAUUCAGUAAGCUCACCGCAAGAGAACUCUACAGAGCGUUGAAGUCUUAAAAACAUUCUAUUUUAUAGAAUUCAUAACUUACCUACUGGCCCGUACAUAUUAGCAAUUAAGCCAUUUGGCAAAACGACGGACUGGAACUUCAAAGCGUGCACCCGCUUAUGGCCGUUGUAUAAGAUACGUUGGUUGUCCCCAGGGCAAGCGAUUGGUCUUACGCUGCCGUCUAUAAACCCAAAGCAAUUUUGCAGGAGGGGGGGCACCUCUUGCGGUUAUUGCUGCAGAAUACAUCUCCAUUUGGUCAGGGUCUAGGAUAUCAUGAUUCCAUCGAGUUAUUCUAGGACUGUGGGUGGCGUAUAUAAUGUCCAGCACAGCGUUCGUCACAAUACUUAUAACUGGGACGGGUUCGCAAACCUAGGAGUCAUCCGCAUAUCUGCAUGGAAAUGACAAGCGUCUUAAGACCAUACAAAGACCCUCCAGGCCGUCACAAGUAGAUCCUUGUUCACACCGUAUGGUCUUUGGAAUGCCAAGAACAUCUGCGAGUAUGGGAAUGUCUCUUUUUCGAAAUCUGAACUCUUACAGACACUUGGACUCCGUCAUCUCAUCCAGGUUGAACGGUGAAUAAUCUUCGUACGGAAAGCAGGAAUUUUUCCAAUCGAAAAGGUCAGGCAAUACUAAAAAUUCUUCAUCAUCAAUGAAAUUAGACGUAUGGCUCAAAAAAAUAAGAUCUUGCAUUGUUUUAAAGACGCCAUUGCGAAAAACCUUUGUCGCGAACGAACAGUUUUGUGUUUACAUUCAGUGCCGUCGUUGUCCUACCGACCGACUGCAUCUUAAAUUUCCUUUUUCCCCUUCGAAAGUGACGUUCUCGUUCCAGUCAACGGACGUCGUAGUCGUGAACUUACUCGUGGUUCUUAAGUUUCCUAUUAACAGCUUUCUUCCGUAUUAGAGCUUACGUCUAGGUGUGCAGGGACCAGGGGUUUUUAUGAAAUUCAGUGCCUGGCGAUACAAAUGUCACCCUCCGAUUGGGAAUAACAGGCAAAUGGAGCCAAAACCGCGACUAAUUGUCCAUCUAACUACUGUUUUCUUUUCUUUUUUUUUUUUUUUUUUUUUGGCCUGCUUCAGGUCUUUGUUGGCAACACAGACGAGAAUACUAUCGUUUAUAACGAAUUCAAUGGGUCGAUUGUAGCACGCUACACACGUUUUCAACCAACAGCUUGGCAUAACCACAUAUCAAUGAGGGUGGAACUAUAUGGGUGCAAAGGUACUUUUUUUGUUAACAUCCUUCUUUUGUGGAAUUCGGAAAAAAUACAAACAAAUCCUUGU